AUGGCGCGUUACCUGGGCUCCAGCGACGGCGAGGGGCGUCCCUUCUCCCUCCGCGGCUCGUCAGCGGGAGCGCCAAGCCCGUCGCUCCCCCGGCGGCCCGGAGCGCUCCUCGGCCCCCGCCCCGGGGCGUCCGCGCCAGGCCGCCCCUCCUCGGCGCCGCGCCGCUGCCCGCGCGGGCCGGGCCGCCUCGAGCUCCCGCGCCGCCCCGCGGCAAGAGGCCUCUCUCGCUGGGCGGCCGGCUCCCCUCACCCGCACCGCCCCCUGGGCGGCCGCGGAGCCGAGGGGAGGGCGGGAAGGGCCUCCCGAGGAGAGCAGGCCGGAGCGAACGCGGGCUCCGCCACCCGAGCCGCUCCGUUACCGCAGCGGAGACGACGUCCACGGCCGUGUUGUUGCUGCCAACUUGUCGAGAAGACACUGAGCAUGCGCGAGCGGAGACCACAUCCGGGUCAACCCAGUCAUGGAAUUCAGAACACGUUCUCGUUUGGUGGUGCACAGGGGCUGAAAGAGAUCCCCAAAUCCUGUGUGUCCAGCAGACUUCAAAGAAAGUUUGAGAAAAUAGAGGAAUUUACUUUCAAGCAACGCAGCCAUCAUAUGAUUGACCGUCAGACACCUGUGUUCCCUCAGGUUCUCCCACCUAUGGGUUCCCUCCCUACCCUGCAUGGGGCUCCAGACUUCUGCAUGGGGGUGACCUGCUCCCCUCAUUCUUUACAACUUUGUUCUGACUUUCCUAUGCAUAGCAAAAGCCAGCAUCCCACUUUCUUAGGCAGAUAAACUCUGUUUUCCAGACCUUUUCUUUUUUUCUUUUUUUGGGCCAUGCCCUGGGUAAAAGGAAGUUCCUGGUCUAGGGAUGGAACCCAUGCCACAGCAGCAACCAAAACUACUGCAGUGACAAUCAGGAUCCUUAACCCACUGUGCCACAAGAGAAUCCCUCCAGCCCUUUUCUUGACUCUAGGUAUCUGUCUGAAUAUCUUAGGACACCAUGCUAAAGCUUUAGAAUUAAUAUUUAUAAGAUUUGCCCCAUUUUUUCCCCUGUGCCUGAGGCAUGUGGAAGUUCUGGGCCAGGGAUUGAACCAAUACCACA
Messenger RNA from Sus scrofa (pig), 1081 nucleotides. The record is from RefSeq and is a predicted model, not a curated record. Lineage: Eukaryota; Metazoa; Chordata; Mammalia; Artiodactyla; Suidae.